AUGCGGUGCUCUAUCAUCGUCUCGGUAGCAUUGGUUGCUGCCGCUGCCGCUCCCGCCAUCGCUUUUCCCAUUGAUAUUUCUCCACGCGCAACCGGCGAGGAGGGACUCUGGGUGCGCGGUUUGGAACGACGAGUAAAGCCGCAUCCCGGACCAUCUGUCAAGCCCGUCGGCGAGAAGCCCCCUGGCCCUCCCCCGUCUAAGCCUAUCCGUUCCCGCAGCGACGACGGGCUCCUCUUCGAGCGAUCUAUCCAGGUGAGGCCAAAGCCUCGUCGUACUCGCGACGUCGAGGAGUUCAUCGAAGAACGUUCAUUCGAGGAUGAGGAACUCUUUUGA
Molecule: messenger RNA, 333 nt
Organism: Fomitopsis serialis
Lineage: Eukaryota; Fungi; Basidiomycota; Agaricomycetes; Polyporales; Fomitopsidaceae
Exons: 3
Coding region: 1-333 (110 amino acids)
Source: RefSeq, a predicted model, not a curated record